AGACUGGGAUAGUUUUAGAGAAGCGAUAGAGAAGAUGGAAUGGAAGACUGAUGAGAAUGGGCCACAGACAGAGAGAGGAGUGGAUGAGUGUAAUAGGAGUCUAGUUAGGAAAUUAACCAUAGCCGCAGAGGAGAGUAUUGGUAGGACAGAACCAAGAGGUAAAGGGAGAGAAAGGAAAGGGAAGAGGUGGUGGAACAAUGAGAUAGACAGGGUGAGGAAGGAAAGAAGGCAACUGAAUAGGAGAUGUAGGAGCCUUAGAAGGUACAGACAGAACAGUGAGGUAGAGAGAAUAGAGUAUAAGAGAGUGUGGGAAGAUUAUAGGAGUAAGCAGCAAGAGGUGAAGGCAUUAAUCAGGAGGGCCAGAGGGAAUGAGGAGAGGAAAAUUAUUGAGGAACUUAGGAGAAAGGGUGAAGAAGGAGGUAGGGAAUGGUAUAAAUUUUUAAGAAUAGAGGAAGGUAGUAAAGUAGACCAUGUAGAAGAGUUAGUAGUGAAUGGAAGGAGAAUUAGGGAAAGGGAGGAAAUGAUUGGAGAGAUAGAAGAGUACUGGAAAGCUAUAGGAGGAGUGAAUGAACCAGCUAGGAACUUAGGAAACAUCACCCUAGGUAGGAAAAUAGAGGAAGGAAUGAAUGAAGAGAUCAGUAUGGAGGAGAUUGAGAGGUAUGUGAAGAAACUAAAGAGAGGUAAGGCUCCGGGUAUCGAUGGGAUUCUGAAUGAAUUUUACAGAGAGGGUGGUCGAAGAGUGAUUGAGGGGCUGCAUGAGUUGUUUGGAAGGAUCUGGAGGGAUGAAAGAGUGCCUGCAACCUGGAAUGAAAGUAGAGUGACACUUAUUCAUAAAGGAGGUAGUAAAAGUAGGAAGGAAAUUAGGAACUAUAGACCAAUAGCAGUGUGUGAUUCAGUGUGUAAGAUAUUCUGUGGUGUGUUGAAUGAAAGACUGAGUGAAGUGAUAGAAAGAAAUAGGGUAAUGGGUGAGGAACAGAAUGGGUUUAGGAAGGAUAGAAGAGGUGAGGAUAACAUGUAUGUAGUAAAUGAAGUGAUAGGGAGAGCAAGAAAGGACGGUAGGAAGAAGUAUUUAGCUUUUCUAGACAUAGAGAAGGCCUAUGAUAGAGUAGAUAGGAGAAUGCUGUGCAAGGUAUUAGAAAAAGUUGGGGUAAGUGAGAAGAUAGUGAGAAUCAUUAGGAGUAUGUAUGAGAAUACAAGAGCAGUGUUUAGUAUGGGGGAUCUGGUGACUGGAUGGGUGAGUAAUGAGAGAGGAGUGAGACAAGGCUGUGUUCUUUCCCCUUUACUAUUUGGCCUAUAUGUGGAGGAGAUGGCAGCAAGAGUGAAAGGGGGAAUGAUGUGCUGAGCAUUCUCCUAUAUGCAGAUGAUGUGGUGGUCCUUAGUGAGCACCAUGCAGAGCUGCAGGAAAUGCUGAACGCUGUGAGUGAGUAUGGAAGGGAUUUUGACGUUAGAUUCAGCAGGGAGAAGAGUAAAGUAUUAGUAGUAAAUGGGGAUGCAUUAGACAGGAACAGGACAUGGAUGGUGAGUGGGAAGGAAAUAGGAAGAACAAAAGAGUACAAGUAUCUGGGUAUUUGGCUGGAUGAAAGAGGGUGUGAAAGGACCAAGCAGGAAAGAAUAGCACGGACUAACCAAUGGGUGGGGAGGCUAGGUAGUGUAGCACGGUGCAGGGCAAAUAAGUAUGAGGUAGUUAGAGGACUAUGGAAGGGAAUAGCUAUCCCCAGCAUCAUGUAUGGUUUAGAAACAACAGUGUGGACUAGGAAAGACCUGAAUAGGAUAGAGGUUCUGCAGAACAUGACAGGCAGGAUAGCGUUAGGUGCCAACAGGUAUGUGGCAGUGGAGGCGAUCAGAGGAGAUAUGGGAUGGAGUACAUUUAGAGAAAGGUUAGCUAAGGCAGUGUUGAGGUAUAGGGUUAGACUGCAGAGGAUGGAUGGGAGUAAAUGGGCAAAAAAGGUGUACGAAUGGAACAUGUAUGGACAGUGGACACAGGAGUCGUUUAAUAUAGAAAUUUGGGUGGGUAAAAUAGGAAUGCUUGUUAGAAGAGCCAUAGGACAUGGAAGUGUAGAUGCGAGUAAGAGAGAAAUCAAUAGGCGUGUGGAAGAGAAAGGAAAAGCAGAGUGGAGGAGGGGGAUGAGUGAGAAGACAACGCUAGAAUGGUAUCGGAGAAAGGACCGGCCUAAGUGUGAAAGUUUUUAUGAUGGGAGCCGCGGGGGGGAACUGCUGUUCAGAGCCAGGACCAAGUCCCUGGAGGUGAACAGCAGGGUGUAUAGGUGGAAGAAUGGAGGAAGCAAGGUGUGUGAGGUAUGCGAGACGGGUGUGGAUGAGACAGUAGAACAUUUGAUGCUGGAGUGUGAGGGGUAUGAGUGUGCAAGAGACAAGAUGUUAGGUGUAGUGACAGAAGAAAUAGGAGUAGAAGCAUGUAGUGAGAUGAGAGAGAGGAAUGCUAGGGAAUGGAUGGAGUACCUGCUGGGGCUGUGUGUUGAGAGACAGGUAAAUGGUCGGGUGAUUGAGGGUGUGAAAGAUUUCUUAGAGAGUGCCUGGAGGGAACGUAUGAGAAUGAUUGAAAGGCAGGGACCACUCAGGGACAGGGAUGGGGAUGGGGAACAGGUGUGAAUGUGAUGAAUGAUGAGGGAGGGGGGAGGGAGGGAAAGCAUUAAUGCUUCAGACUUCCUGCCCCACUCUUCCUUUUCCAGGUGUGUAUGGGAGAACGCCGAUCCAAAGGCAAAUUGUUGCAUUUCCUCCCCAUUGUCAAAUGUCAGCCUGUGCUGGUGUUACCCAUUCUGCCUGUCACCAUAACUCAGGAUUCCAAUAUGUCUUACUCUGCUUCACAACAGGAUCCUGACGUGAUGAUGAACAUGACAGUGGUUGUGGCCACACUUCCAAGAUGACAAUCUGAUGCCCCACGUUCCACCAAGGAAAAGCUACCAUGGCCGCUUGCUGCUGCCAACACCAUGGAGAUGGGAUGGAAUUAUAGGAGGAGGAGAGGAG
Messenger RNA from Portunus trituberculatus (swimming crab), 2982 nucleotides. RefSeq lists its product as uncharacterized. The record is from RefSeq and is a predicted model, not a curated record. The transcript has 2 exons. The coding region runs from base 1405 to 2607 and encodes 400 amino acids. Lineage: Eukaryota; Metazoa; Arthropoda; Malacostraca; Decapoda; Portunidae.